Molecule: messenger RNA, 591 nt
Organism: Melanotaenia boesemani (Boeseman's rainbowfish)
Lineage: Eukaryota; Metazoa; Chordata; Actinopteri; Atheriniformes; Melanotaeniidae
Product: interleukin-12 subunit alpha
Exons: 7
Coding region: 1-591 (196 amino acids)
Biological process (GO): immune response
Cellular component (GO): extracellular region
Molecular function (GO): growth factor activity; interleukin-12 receptor binding
Source: RefSeq, a predicted model, not a curated record
AUGCUGUUAAUCAAGCUUUACUUCACUCCUGCAUUGCUCCUCCUGGUGUUCGGCUGUUCUGUGUGGCAGGUCGGCCAAUCUCUACCAGUGAUGGAAAAAGGACCAGCAACCGACUCCUGUGUUUUAUAUGCACAAUCGCUCCUACACAACAUCACUGAUGUACUAACACAGAGUAAACUGUUCAGUGGAAUUGAGUGUGCAAAACAGAAUAUGGAGCUUAACACAGAGACCAACACACCAUCUGUUUGCACACCACAGGGAUCAUCAUGCUCUGAAAGCACCCAGUUACAGUUUGAUCAGGAGUCAUGUGUGACAAACAUUGGGAAAGAUCUGCGCCACUACUACAAAUUUCUCACAGCCCAGCCAGACCCUGAAAGUUUACUUGGUCCAACUGUUCUGCUUAGCCUCCGAGAACUCAUGGAGAACUGUUUCAAGGGGUAUCUGCCAACAGACUUGGCUUUACAGGAGACUGCUGCUGAUCGUGCUAGCACCUAUGCGGAAAGACUGAGCCUCUGCAAAGUCUUGAGAGGCUUUCAGGUCCGCACCAUCACAAUCAACCGAGUCAUCGGCUACAUGAACUCUGGUGAAUAG